CUCGUGGAAGGCCGCAGUUGAACAAGCAAGAAACACGCAACAUUAACGUUGAACAGCCUGAGUCAGAAGCAGGUUUUUAUUGCAGAAACGUUUUCUUCAGUUUGAUGGGCGGUGACCGGAAUCGCUGCGAAAACUACAACAAACGGAAGAAGAAAUGCCGAAGAAUCAAGUAGCGGGCAAAAAACUGUUCACUUGAAGUUUCGUUCUCGGUUAAGAUCAUCGGCUAGCGAUUGCUGCUCUAUAUUUCUUCGCUGGUUUUUCUUCACUUGAGUACUCGAGCGCUCCGGAAUAGUUAGAGACCCGAAGAGCAUGAAGCUGGAAUAGUCCAAGAAGCAACAUGAAGAAGUCACCAGUCUUCAAUUUUGGAUAGUUUUGUGCCAAGUGACUUUGAUGGAAUAAGUUGUGGACCAGUGUUGUACAAUUUUGUUUAGUAUUGUUUCGAGUUUUGCGAGAUCCAAUCAUGGAACUCAAACACACAGUCUUGGUCAUCCUGAAGAUUUUGGUAUCAACAGGCUUGAUCGUCCAACGAGUUCGUUGCUCAGAAGCGGCCGUCCUGAUGGGCGGACAUCGAGACAACGUGAACCGAACUGAACCACCUCCGACUUUCGAUGAAUACUACGAUUAUUCCGACUAUACGGAAAGUGCGGAAACGCAACCAACCAACAAAACGGACUCAGAAGAAAUUCCCAACCCCUCGCCGCUUGUUCUGCCUGGCUACAACCUGCCGGAGAACAUCUUCAACAAAGGCAAGCCCUUCUACGCGGAGAAGGAUCCUUUAACCGGCAAAAUCGACCUGGACCAUAAAUCCCCGUCCCUAAAGGCAGCGGAAGGCGACUCUUAUGAGUACCUGGACGAUCAACCGUCCGAUAUCCACGACAAGAAAAACAUCGACCGGAAGGACGGAAGUAUUUCAUACGGCAGCCAUAAGCAGGCGGACGUUAAUCAACUGACUCCGAAUUUUCACGACUUUCUGAACCUGCCCGUCAAGUACAACCCCAACAAGUACGUCUACCCGCUGAUCUCCAGCUCGUAUGCCAGCACCAAGAUCCAAGGGAGUGUUAACAAGUUUCACAACCAUAAAGAUUCUUUUGGGGUGCAGAAAACCACCACGACCAAAAAGCCUGCCUCCUACCAUUCCACAGUUUCCAGCUACUCGUACAGAACCACGCAGAGAACCAUGGCGACCACUCCUGUAAGCACCACCACAACCACGAAACCCACCACAGUAAGGAGAUACCCAGAGCUGACCACUCCACUGGUGACUGUUCUGAACUCGUCCAUGUCCCAUCCGAGCUUCAGUGACGAGUACGAGUACAAUGAGGAAGUUUUGGCAACCACCGCAAGCGAAAAGCCCAGGAAGCCCUCAACCACUCAGAACGUUAGGGAUGUGUUUCUGACGACUAGCACCCAGGCGCCCACAAACCGCGUCAUGAGCCUAUUUGAGCAACUCUUUGGAGACUAUGAUGAAACCGUCAGUACCACUCAGGCAACGGUUCCGCCUGCGUCAACCACCACUUCCAAGCCGGCUUCCCCCACAACCACUCAGGGAUAUUACCCGAACAUCCAUGCAGGUCCCAUUCCCAAUGUGUUAACUGGCUCCAAUAUGGGGCUGGAGCAGAGCUACGAAUACGAGGAGGAUUACAACGAUGAGAACAUUCAGGACAGCAUCCCAGUGGAGAAUAAAGUGCACGCGAACAUCGACGACCUGAGCUUGAGCGUGGAACCUCUAAAGCCGGUCACCAAGCUGAUGCUAGUCAACAAAACUCUGCAUGAAGACAAGGGAAAGCUAGAGAAGAAGCCCAUCGCCCCCAAACCGGAUUUGAGCAAAAACAAACCGUUCCCCGUAAAAUCGAGCACCUACAGCGACUUUACGGUGCAGAAGACUACAGCUACCAGCACCACGACUACCACAACCACCACCACCACAACUUCAAGGCCCCCCAGCAUUUCCCCUACAACCUACAGACCAACUACCCCCCGAGUCACUUCCCUACCUCUAGGGGAAAACCACAUCAGCCCCCCGCCAUUCAACAAAGACCCAAUCAUAGUGGCCACUCAGAACCUGCGAGAGAAACUCAACAGCGAAAAGGUGGCCGCCAAACAGCAACCCCAGCUGAUACUACAGCCACCCCAAGACUACCAAAGGCCGCCUAAUCUGCCUCCCAGCUCCACUAACUUCCACAUAGCGCCCGGCCAGGAUACCAUGUCGCUGGUGGUCGGGCACCAUCAGAGCGUAGGCGAUGGAGGCCAGUACGUAGGCACCGCCUUAAAGGAGAACCUAUUUGAUAGCAAACCUUUCACGCCCUUAUUCGGGCCGGAGGGUGGCUUUGCCCACCCCAACCAGCACCUGCAAAUAGGCCUACAACCACCACAGGCGUCCGAGGCGACUGGAAGUGCGGUGACCAUACAGCCCAUGCAAAACUCCGAGGCCUCCCUAGCCAUAGGGAUGCCGGUGAAUGGUAUGAAGCAAGUGCCUGGUCAGGUGAUGGACGCAACUUUGGAAACCGAUGGUCAUGUGAACUUCCCAAGCCCCCAGGGACAGAGUGAGAGGAACAAGGUGGUUUUCCCAGAGGAGAAGAAGCCGGCUCAGUCCCAUCAGCAACACAACAGGGAAGUGCUGAAGCUCAACUCCAAGCCGAUGUACCAUCAAUUGCCCAGCGAUUUAACGCCGCCAAAGGAGCAUGACUUAGGGGCUUUGCCCCCGCGGUAUGCAGACAGGCCUAUGAGGCCUCCAUGGGACCCCAGGCCAGGACAUUUCUACAGCGGGAAACCUGAGUAUGUGCGUCCUCCGAGACCGAACCCCACUGAAGUCGCCUUUAAACGAAUAGACAACCUGCCCAACAUCCUGCCUCAGUUCAGGCCCAACACGCAGCAUCGACACGCGGCGCCCCCACAUUACCAUUUCGACCAGAGGCUUAACCGGCAACCGUUACUAGAGCGGCCGUCCAACAGGCCUGUUGGAUUCUUUGAGAAAAUGGGACCUCCUCCUGAGCAGCCAAAUGUGUACAAUCGAUAUCCUCCCAAGAAUAUUUUGAGAGGUCCUCCUCCGGAGGACCGCAGACGGUUACCUCUUCGGGUUAACUACGAUCUUGACGAUCAUAGGCCCUUAGGCCCGCAGCCUCCUCAAAGUCUGGACGAGCAGAGUCCUAUGGCAGAAGACCGAAUCAUGAACGAAGACCCCAGGAGGUCGCAAUUAAUUAACGGCCCGGAGUUGAAUUUGUAUCAAACGCCUCCGAAUAUCCCCAUAAAUAACCGCAGAAAUGGCAACGGUGACGCUGAAGUGGAAACCCUGCAAAUGAUUCAAGCUAAAAAUGAUAAGGAGAAAGACAGCGCUGACGCUGACGAGCAUGAGGAUGGCGAUGAGGAAAAGACCGAAAUACAGACUGAUACGGUGAAAGUGGUGGCCAAAGAGCCAGAGCGGGAGAGUGGUGGAGAUAAAACCAUCUACAAAGUCUACCCGGUUAACACCGCCCCGAUAAUCGACGUGGAAAGGAACGAGCCAGUGAUAAUCGGGAGCAAAUCGGAGCCUCCUUUGUAUCCAUCGAAAAUCAAUGGGGACUUCGACUUUCAGCAGCAGGACAGAAACGAGGCUCCCAUUCUGAAACCCCAUCCCAGGCCUCCAACGUUUCCAGCUAAAUUCGACUUUCCCUAUCCCCUAGAAAGGCCCGAUUCCAUCAGACACCCGGAGGCUGCAAGCAAUAAAAUCAGCGACUUGAACCAGGAGUCGUUCAACUACAACAACCAGUGGAACUCGGUUAAUGACAAUUUGGAGUCGAGAAUCGUCACGGGGGGAAAACCCAAUUUCGCCCCCAACCAGAUCUCGGCCACCUUGAAAACAUACACGGAGAAACCAAUUGCUAUAGCUUAUACGCCGACGGAGCCGAAUUUGAACGCGGAUAAAUACUCGAUGCCCAACUAUGGAAGCCCGGUGAUUCCGGAAAUUCGGCCAGGAAGUGUGGACAAUGAUGACAUUGGGCAUGGCCCGAAGAAUUCCGAGAUUACCGUUCACGCCACCAUGCAUACGAAUCCGAACGUGAACGUUCCUUUCAGAGGGCCCAUUUACCAAGAGCCCUCCAACCACAAGUUCAAUCACAAGAUCGAUGUGGAUGUGGAUUCGGAUCCAGUGCCUGCCCAGCUGGAUUUCCAAGCCCCUUUCCAAGCCAGUGUUAAGCUGGAUGCUUCCACCAACCAGGGAUGGUCAGUGGUGAGGGACAAGAAUCGCACAACCACUGAAGAGGCUGAAGUGACCACGCUUCCUCUGGCCACUACCAGCGAGUUUGAUAUUGAGAACUUUAAGCCGCAACUCAUCGGUGGCUUCAAGCCACUUUACAGUAUGCCUGAUGAGGGCAGGAAAAGUGAAGACAUUGCCGAUAGGGCAGAGAAAUAAAAAAUUUAACGAAGAAGGAAGCAUGAAUAGCUGACUGACAUCGCUCCAACCUGGGAGUGCGCACGUUUAGAACUUAACUUAGGAACUGAAAGUUAACCGAUAGUUACAACACCAUUAUAUAAUAUGUGCGUGUAAAUAAUGCAGCUUAAAAACUUCAAGAAGGGACAAUCGGUGUAAGUGUGUGGGGGUUUAAUAGUAGUGAACAUUAAACUGAGUUACAGCUCUAAUCUUUAGAGGUUUCUAGGCCUCAGUGUUAAGGGCAACAAAGCAGUGGGACAAUAUUCAUCUUGCUCUUAUCACUGAACUUGUUGAUGUCGCUUUAAAGUAGCUUAAUUAUUUAUUUAUUUGUUAUUUUUUUAUGGAAAUAAAUUGUUUGAAAUUUGCUUUUCCAACCAAGACAUUUCUACUCAAUUGAUAGAUUCAGCAAACGAAACUGAAAAUCAAUCAAAUUAAUCCUGUUAUAAUUCUAAAAGUUGUUAUUGCAUGUUGUUGAGCCUGAAAGUUUUGCGGUCUCAACUUCUUUUUAGGCCUGGUUAACACUGUGUUGAGUUGCGCUAUUGAGUUGUUGCCGGUCUC
This is a messenger RNA of Dendroctonus ponderosae (mountain pine beetle), 4963 nucleotides long. RefSeq lists its product as uncharacterized. The transcript is spliced from 3 exons. Bases 461 to 4387 code for a protein of 1308 amino acids. The record is from RefSeq and is a predicted model, not a curated record. Lineage: Eukaryota; Metazoa; Arthropoda; Insecta; Coleoptera; Curculionidae.